This is a messenger RNA of Saccharomyces kudriavzevii IFO 1802, 2496 nucleotides long. RefSeq lists its product as uncharacterized. Gene Ontology annotation, molecular function: RNA binding. The transcript has a single exon. Lineage: Eukaryota; Fungi; Ascomycota; Saccharomycetes; Saccharomycetales; Saccharomycetaceae. Bases 1 to 2496 code for a protein of 831 amino acids. The record is from RefSeq and is a predicted model, not a curated record.
AUGGAUGGCUCUACAACUUAUAGUACGGUUGUCACAACUGCCUUUUUACAAGUGCCACAUUUAUAUACCACAAACAGAUUAUGGAAACCCAUAGAAGCACCAUUUUUGAUCCAGUUUCUCCAGAAAAAUGUAGACUCAGAAGAAAUUAUAAGCAGAAAAGCGAUUUACCAAGUAGAUCCAUCGUGGGUCAAUCUAAAUGCUUCAUUUAUUAGGGAUGAUAUGAUCUCAAUAAGAGCCACUACUAGCAACAUGGAACUUGAUACCAUCAGUCGGAUUACGCUACCCCUUCCCAUGCAUGGAGACGAUGUGACGACUGAAUUGGAAAAAAUGAAGCGUACACUAUCAGAGAUGAGUGACAAAUUCAAUUUGGAACUAAUCAUUACCAAAGAACCAGCUGAUUUCGCAUCAGAAACUAUUAGCGACGACAAUAGCUUGUGUCUUUACUUGCAUGCACUAGGAUUACAAUCCAAUUUAAUGGAAUGUGAACCCCAGCUAUUGGCAUUUGUGGACUUGGUAAAGAAAAAUCGUAUGACUUUACCUCCACAACACUACAUCGUCGAAACAAUGGAACUGAACUCCUAUUCUGUUCUCCCUUUGUACAUGGGAGUAGGUAUGGCAAAUUUUGAAUAUAUAUCCAGAGUUUUUAAAACCAGCAUUUAUGCACCUUCCCUCAUGACACUAUCCAAUAAUUUCAGGGCAAAUCCACAGAUAUUUUUCUCAGGGACAGUCCAUUCACUAACUUUAUUAGCCAAAAAAACCUUACAUGAAUCUAUUGACUUGGAUUCAAAGAGUUUCUUCUAUCGUAGAUUGACCAAUAUUACCCCCGGGAAAUUACUGUUUAUCCAAAAAUAUUAUCAACAAAAGAUAAAUCAAUUAAUUUUGAAAUACCAAUCUCUCAUAAGAGUCACCAAUGAAUAUAUCGAAUUUCAGUCAGUUUCUACGAAUCUAUUAGAGAUGGCCAUUAAGAAUUUUACCAUUCAAGUCCUACAUGAGGUUGUAGAAGUACAGAUUUCACUCAAUGACAAUUGCGAAAUGUCUUCAGAAUUGAUAAUUGAUGACCUUCUGAACAAUGCAGAAAACGAAAUUGUAGUGAUCACUCCGAGAAAAGAUUCAUUUAACCAAUUAAUAGUAGUCGGCAACCAAUCUUCCACUGAUGAAGUAUCUGAUAAUUCCAUACUGUACUAUCUAUCCAAUUUUAUAACUAGUCCAAACCAAAUCAUUAAUCCAAACCUAAGGCAAAUAAAAGCUGUUUUUGAAAUUCAUCCAGAUUUUGAGGACUUCAUAUCAGGCAAAAAAAACGGUAAAUUAACGCGUAUAAUGGAGUUAUCUGCUUGUUUGAUCCAAUUGGAAAUGGAAGAAGAGGAUGAUAAUCUUUAUCUAAAUUUAGUUAGUGAUUCUUUCUCAGAUUUUGAAAAUUCGUUCAAAAAUGUCAUGAACGAAUUUCCUGCCGAAGAAUCAUUCUUUAUCCCAGAGGUUUGUCAUAGACCUAUUAUAGGUACUGGUGGUUCCUUAAUCCAAGCUACAAUGAGGAAACACAAUGUCUUCAUUCAGUUUUCCAAUAGUUUCAAUCUUCCACAAAAUAAAAUCUCAAUAAUCAGGUAUGACAAUGUAAUAGUCAGAUGCCCCAGGAAAAACAAAGCUAAUAUAUGCCUAGCGAAGAGAGACUUAGAAAAAAUCGUUCAAGAGUACGAUAAUUUGCAAUCGAAGAUUCUCAUUAAAUUCUCUAAUGGACAGUACAGACAUAUCUUAAAUGUUAACGGGGAGAAAAAUGUUAUAGGGCAAAUUGAAAAAAACGAGAAUGUUUAUAUAAUGAUGCCGUUAAAGGAGCCUUUAGAUGGGAUUUCUCAAUUAAUCGUUAAAGGCAACGAUGAAAAUACAUCAAGGGCCGCUAACGAAUUGGUCAAUAGCGCAUUUGGUUACGAGUAUGAAAUUAGAAUAGAUAAAGCGAUAGAUCCUCGUAAGGAAUAUGAAUUUUAUAACCUGAUUGUUGUUCCCUUCCUGCAAGUCAUGAAUAUAACUGUAACUUUUGAGAAGGACCUCAUUACCUUUACUUUUGAGAGGGAUACUAACGAAGGUACUCAAGCUAAAGCAAUAGAACUGCUGUCUGAUUAUAUGGGAACACAAAAAAGGAAAAUAAUAUUCAAGAAACUGAUUAAACAGUUUGUUUACCCGCCUACUGCCAACAAGUAUAACAGUAACAACAAUACCACCAAUGGUAAUUUGAAACCAAUGCAUAGUACCAAAACCCGCUUUACCAUCGACAACAGCAACUCUUUGGGAAGUUCACCACAAUGUCAACCAAAACACCUCAACUACAAAAUGCCGGUUGGGGCACCAACCGGAGAAGCUCAAACCAUAAAAGGGUACAUACCCAAUACUUAUUACAACAGCUAUGGAUACGGAUAUAGUUACAGAUAUGAAUACGAUUAUAAUUAUAUCAACUCCAAUCAGCUUCAAACAAACCAUAGGCAUAAAUUUCAAAAUGGUAGGAAAUGA